AUGAAGCUUAAAGACUUGCAACUCAACUGCGCGCUGACAGAGAAACACUCGCUGUAUUACAUUUACACGGCUUUGUCCAAACCUGUCAAUCAGCCGGGCAUCUAUCAGUUCAGUGCUAUGGGUCUGCUAGAUGACAGACAGAUCGACUCUUACAAUAGUGAGGAACAGAGGAAGAUUCCCAAACAGCAGUGGAUGAAAGAGAAAAUGCAGGAGGAUUACUGGGAAAAAUUCAGAGAAUAUGCAGACGAGGAGCUCAGAAACGGCACUCCUCCAGAUGUUCAUGUGUUUGCAAAAAGGUCUAUUAGUGACAAAUCCAAGCUGAAACUCACCUGUCUGGCCACCGGCUUCUACCCCAAAGACAUAUUCUUGACCAUCAGGAAAGAUCUCACAUCUCUACCUGAAGAUGAGGUUGAAUCCACAGGAAUCAGACCAAACCAUGAUGAAUCCGUCCAGCUGAGGAAGAGUGUGGAGAUCAAUGAGGAUGAAAAAGCAGAAUAUGAUUGUUUUGUGUCCCACAGAACCCUCAAAGAACCAGUUAUCGUCAAAUGGGGACAUCAGGAGAAAACUACUGAAUCAUUGACUGCAGCUUAUACUGAAGAACCUGUGCUUGAGAAAGGGUCUGCUGCAGGACGAGAGAAUGCUGGCGAAGCACCAGACAGCUGUGCCACUUUGUUCAUAUUUUCUCUCUCUCUCAUAUGUUUCAAUAUGCGAACAAGAGUCACAACGAAGAUCUUUGCUCUGCUGUGUGUUUUUCUUCUUUAUGGGACUUUGCCUUCACUGCGAGCAGAGAAACACUCGCUGUAUUACAUUUACACGGCUUUGUCCAAACCUGUCAAUCAGCCGGGCAUCUAUCAGUUCAGUGCUAUGGGUCUGCUAGAUGACAGACAGAUCGACUCUUACAAUAGUGAGGAACAGAGGAAGAUUCCCAAACAGCAGUGGAUGAAAGAGAAAAUGCAGGAGGAUUACUGGGAAAAAGGCACCCUGUCCAGAAAGAGCAAAGAACAGUGGUUUAAUGUGAAUGUUGAUAUUCUGAUGAAACGCAUGAGACACAAUGAAUCAGAUCUUCAUGUUCUUCAGUGGAGACACGGUUGUGAAGUUGAACGGGAGAGAGAUGAAGUGAAGUUUUCCAAAGGCAUUAGUGAGUACGGCUAUGAUGGAGAAAACCUUCUGUAUUUUGAUAUUGAAGAGUCUCAGUGGGUCGCCGCAGUUGACGCAGCUGUACCAACCAAGAGAAAAUGGGACAAUGUGCCGAUCCUAAACCAAUACACCAAAGGCUACCUGGAGAAAGAGUGUGUGGACUGGCUCAACAAAUUCAGAGAAUAUGGAAACGAGCAUCUCAGAAACACCUCUCCUCCAGAUGUUCAUGUGUUUGCAAAAAGGUCUAUCAGAGACAAAACCAAGCUGAAACUCACCUGUCUGGUCAGUGGCUUCUACCCCAAAGACAUGACACUGGUUAUGAGGAAAUAUUGCACAUCUCUGCCUGAAGAUGAGAUUGAAUCCACAGGAAUCAGACCAAACCAUGAUGAAACCCUCCAGCUGAGGAAGAGUGUGGAGAUCAAUGAAAAUGAAAAAUCGGAAUAUGAUUGUUUUGUGUCCCACAGAACCUUCAAAGAACCAGUUAUCGCCCAAUGGGAUUCUGUGACGGCAUGAUUGGGGUUAUGGCUGUUUCACACUGGAAGCGUAUGUGAGUGGAAGCAGUGGAAAUUGGAUUAGCAUGCUUUUUAAGCUCUACUUUAAAUCAUUUUAACAUGCUUUUGAGUUGUUUGUUUGUUAGUUUGUUUUACACAAGCUACAUUUACAUGCACCGAAAUAAUCAAUAAUCAUAAAUAAUAAUGUUACUCAUGUAGCUCCAUUAAUGCGAUGGCUUUCUGAAUAGAUGCACUGUGCAUGCAUGACUUUUUGAUCAGAAAAAAUAUAUUGCACAUGUAAACAAAUAUGUGAAAUUGAUUGCAAAGCUUAAGGCUCAUAUAAGCAGAACUUUCAGAAUCUGAAACGGGAUUGUAUUUCUUCUGAUUGUCAAAGAUUAGUGCAUGUAAAUAUACUGACAGUAUUAGUCAUGCUCAUUUUUAAUGUCAUUCCAUGUUAAUUUUGAUCACAAAAAAUCACUGUUACUUUAAAAGGAUCAUGAACUGCAUUUUUUUUAUC
Messenger RNA from Sinocyclocheilus anshuiensis, 2145 nucleotides. RefSeq names its product H-2 class I histocompatibility antigen, D-D alpha chain-like. The record is from RefSeq and is a predicted model, not a curated record. The transcript is spliced from 10 exons. The coding region runs from base 1 to 1650 and encodes 549 amino acids. Gene Ontology annotation, cellular component: external side of plasma membrane. Gene Ontology annotation, biological process: immune response. Lineage: Eukaryota; Metazoa; Chordata; Actinopteri; Cypriniformes; Cyprinidae.